Schistocerca americana (American grasshopper) is the source of this 2293-nucleotide messenger RNA. RefSeq names its product zinc finger protein 2 homolog. Lineage: Eukaryota; Metazoa; Arthropoda; Insecta; Orthoptera; Acrididae. The coding region runs from base 85 to 2238 and encodes 717 amino acids. Gene Ontology annotation, cellular component: nucleus. The record is from RefSeq and is a predicted model, not a curated record. Gene Ontology annotation, biological process: regulation of transcription by RNA polymerase II. Gene Ontology annotation, molecular function: DNA-binding transcription factor activity, RNA polymerase II-specific; RNA polymerase II cis-regulatory region sequence-specific DNA binding. The transcript is spliced from 7 exons.
UACGUGGUGUGUCAUCUGGACAGAGCGUUUAAUCGGAAGAUUUGUUGAAGUUAAUACAUUCGUUGAAAAGUUUUAAGACACAUUAUGACUUUCGACCCCGUUUACGUCAAGACAGAAAUUUUGUCACCUAAUGCUGAAGAGAUUUCUCCUGUGCCCAGCAGCAGCGGCAGUGCUGCUGAUGACUCCGUCAGGGUCAAGCAGGAGAUGAUUUUUCUCCCCGAGAGUGUGGGUAUGAAAACAGAAGAAGAAUCCCCCAAAGAUGAGGAGGUAUUGCCAGGUGGUGGGCAGCUGGCGACCGGCUCUGACCCACUGGAUAAGAAACACGUCAGUCUCGGAGCUCGCCAGUAUGAGAAUGCUUCUUCACCGAGUUCUUGGAGUUUCAGGUUACUAGAAGUGAACCACGAGACAGACUGCACUGACCGGACAACAUCCAGUCUCCAUCCAGACGUAAUCUACCCAGAGCAGUGCGGGACACCGGGAUCAUCGAGGCGAGACUGCGACGAAAGUGAUCCGUUUGUGACAGAAUGUGCGAGUGAUCCUCUCGGAAAUGACGUCCCUCGCGGAAAUGAGACGAGGGUCGUCGAAAGGUUCAGCUGUGCACACUGCGAGAAGACUUUCUUCUCGAAGUACUGCAUCACGAAGCACGUGUUCAGCCACGAGACCGGUGUCCCGGCCCCGGCGUCCAUCUGCGAGCUGUGUGGCGACGUGUUUCCAGACGCGGUUGGCCUGAGCCGGCACGUGGCCGACCGCGGCUGCGAGGAUCGUGGUGGGGGUGAGGGCGGGGCCGAGGGCGUGGCCGGGGAGGCGGGGCCCCGGCGGGCGGAGCUGCCGCCCAUCAGCCAGAUCCGGCCAUUCACCUGCCGGGCGUGCGGCGCCACCUUCGCCAGGCUGGGCCACCUCAAGGUCCACCUCACCAUCCACGCCGAUGACCGCCCACAUGCCUGCGAUGUGUGUGGAAAGCGCUUCCGCCAGUCGGUGCACCUGACGAUCCACAAGCGGCUGCACUCGGACGAGCGGCCGUACGGCUGCGAGGUGUGCGGCAAGGCGUUCCGGCAGUCGGUGCACCUGCAGAUCCACCUGCGCCAGCACACCGGCUACCGGCCCUUCAGCUGCGACGUGUGCGGCCGGACCUUCACGGACCGCACCGGCCUCAACAGGCACAAGGCGGUGCACUCGAGGGACCACCCGUUCGCCUGCGACACCUGCGGCAGGUCCUUCCGCGACGAGGACGGCCUGCGCGAGCACCGCACCCACAACACCUGCGCCGCCGGCCCCUUCUCGUGCGACAAGUGCGGCAGGUCGUUCGCGGACCCGUUCGCGCUCAAGCGGCACCUGCGGGUGCACGAGAGCAAGAAGCGGAAGCCGUGCGACGUGUGCGGCGACGGCGGCGCCGGGGGCCGGGCGUGCCGGCACGACAAGCCCUACGUGUGCAAGGUGUGCGGCAGGGACUUCGCGCGCGCGUCCUCGCUCAAGCGGCACGUGUCCGUCCACACGGUGGCCAGGACUUUCGAGUGCGCGAGCUGCCACAGGAGGUUCAAGUGGGAGAGCAGCCUCUGCGCGCACAAGUGCGGGCUCGACACCACCCCGAAGCAGUUCUCCUGCGACGUCUGCGGCAAGCGGUUCCGCUUCCGGCACAACGCCGAAGCCCACCGCAAGGUCCACACGGGCGAGAGCACCCACUCGUGCGAGGUGUGCGGGAAGCUGUGCAACUCUGCGGCCAACUUGAGGAGCCACUACACCGUCCACAGCGAAGAGCGGCCGUACACCUGCGAGACCUGCGGCAAGGGCUUCCGGCGCAGUGGGAACCUGGUGGCUCACCGGAAGACGCACCUCACUGCUGGCCGCGACUACGGACUCAGUCCCGUGACUUUCGACACCGUCAGCAACGUCCGGGAGCACGCCAGUUCGUCGCUGGCUGCUCCGCCGUUGCCCGACGACAACAGUGCCUUUAGUAGUGCAUUGUUUUACGAGUGUACCAUCUGUCGGAGUUCUUUUACUGACGCUAUUAGUUACUGGAGGCACGUAGGUGAACACUCUGGUAAUCCUAAGGUGGGCAUCGCUGGUGGCCACAGUGAAGCGAUGUACACUGCACCGCCUGGUGAAGCGACGUACACUGCACCGCCUGGUGUUAGCUUGGAAGCUGCCCUCGACCGUGACACGCAGCCUGUUAACAGUGCCUUUACUUGUGAACCAGAAAUGGUAAUACCUGUAGGUCCAGAAAUUGUACAUAUGUAUUGAUUACAGUCUAAAUGUGCUAUUGUACUUGGUAAAGAAUAUAGCGGAAAUAACAAUA